Metarhizium acridum CQMa 102 is the source of this 1377-nucleotide messenger RNA. RefSeq lists its product as uncharacterized. Gene Ontology annotation, biological process: transmembrane transport. The record is from RefSeq and is a predicted model, not a curated record. Lineage: Eukaryota; Fungi; Ascomycota; Sordariomycetes; Hypocreales; Clavicipitaceae. Gene Ontology annotation, cellular component: membrane. Gene Ontology annotation, molecular function: transmembrane transporter activity.
AUGCCAGCCGGGCGGGAGCUGCCCGAUGGGUUGCCCCCCGUCUCCGACCAGUCCGACGGCGUACCCUCCUCACUACCUCUGGACAGCGCCUACAAACAUCAGCAAGGCGAAGAAAAGGCCGCGGAUGCUGAUGCCUUUGCUGCAAAUGUCUCGCCGCCUGCCAACUCACCGCCGCCCAAUGGCGGCUACUGGGCUUGGAUGCAAGUCGCCGCCGCCUUCAGCAUCUUCUUCAACACCUGGGGGGUCCUCAACACCUUCGGCAUCUUCCAGACCUACUACGAGGGCGGCUCCUUGUUCCGCGAGCCGUCGUCCGACAUUUCGUGGAUCGGCUCUAUCCAAGCGUACUGCGUCCUGGUCGUGGGCCUCGUCUCCGGGCCAAUCUACGACCGGGGCCGUCUUCGCCUGCUGGUCCUCGCCGGCUCGUCCCUGCUCGUGCUCGGCUUCAUGAUGCUCAGCAUGUGCGAGACCUUUUGGCAGGCCCUUCUCGCGCAGGGGUUUUGCAUCGGCAUCGGCGCCGGCUGUCUCUUCGUGCCGUCGCUGGCCCUCCUCCCGACCUAUUUCAACACCCGGAUCGGACUGGCGGUGGGCAUCGCCGCCUCGGGGUCUUCGCUAGGCGGCGUCGUUUAUCCAAUCAUCUUCUACAAGCUGAUUGGCAGGAUCGGCUUCGGCUGGACCGUCAGGACGAUUGGCUUCAUUGCCCUGGCGACGCUGACGAUCCCGCUGUGCUUUGCCAAAAUGCGCGUCAAGCCGCUGCGCCCCAGAGCCGUGCUGGACUGGUCGGCCUUUACCGACUGGCCGUAUGUCUUCUUCGUGGUAAGCACCUUGAUUGGAUUCAUAGGCCUCUACGUCGUCUUGUUUUACAUUUCGUAUUUCGGCGCCGCGACGGGGAUCGCGUCACCCGAAAUGUCCUUCUAUCUGAUCCCGAUUCUCAACGCCGUGUCCAUGUUUGGCAGAACACUGCCAAACGCCAUCUCCGACAAGACGGGCCCGUUCAACUUAUUUGGCCCGGCCGCCAUCAUUUGUGGCAUCUUGACGUUUUGUCUCGUCGCGGUCAAGAGCCUCGGCGGCAUUAUUGCCAUUGCCGUCCUCUAUGGCUUCUUCUCGGGAGUCUUCAUCGCCAUACCGGGCGUCUGCUUUGUGAGACUAACAGAGGACAAGAGCAAACUCGGCACCCGUAUUGGCAUGGGGUUUGCUGCGUUUGGUUUUGGCGCUCUUGCCGGCGGACCCGGGGGCGGUGAUAUUCUAGGGACUGAUCGGAGUGACCUUCACUGGGACUCGGUGUGGGUAUAUGGAGGCUGCACCAUGAUGUGCUCUGGUGUUUUGCUGACUGUUCUUCGAUUCUGGCUAUCGGGGGGGAAGCUUGUGUUGAAGAUAUAG